CAGUACGGUUAUCUAACGUUUAAGAACAGAUUUUAUCAAGUACUUCCGUCUCUUGGUGUAAACAUCCGGUGUAAAUCUGUUGAUACAUGCCCAAGAAUUUUCUGGAAUUAUACCGUAACCAUAAAAAUCUAAGGACAAGGAAUAUCGUUAACAAGAUCUGUAAGUAUGGUGAAGCUAUCAAUCAAGAAAGGGGAUGAGCCUCAGUUCAUUUAUGAGACAACAGUUGACACUUCUGUUGAUGAGGUGUUAGCAGAUGUUUCUGCUAUAUACAAUGGCAGACUAAAGGUUCAGAGAUUAUGUGCAGAAAUUGAAGAUCUGGCAGAGCAUGGAAUAACACUACCUCCUAACAUGCAGGGCCUCACAGACGAGCAAAUAUCUGAACUCAAAUUAAAAGAUGAAUGGGCAGAGAAAUGUACCCCACAAGGUGGAGUCAGAGAAAAUGAUGAUAAAAUAGGGAGGAGAAAUGGGCAAGCUCCUACAGAAAAGAUGGCUGAAGUUCUUAAGAAAACAUGUUCUGAAGCAAAGGACAUGAUUUCAAAGAAAAAGGUACAGGCAAAUGAGAUGGUUACUCAACAAACAGUUAAAGAAGCCCUGGACAUUCUUAGAGGAGCAGUAACUAUUGUAUACCCAAUGGGACUACCUCCCCAUGAAAAUAUCAAAAUGGAAUUUGAGAACAAUGAAGAUCUCUCAGGAACACAAGCUUCACUAGAUGUGAUAGAAGAGCAGAAUGCUUCACUGUGGUUCUCAGGAAAAGAAAUGUUAAGAGGAAGACCUAUAAAAGAUUUUGUUGGCAAAAAUGAAAAAACAAAAGUGAUAGCAAAACUUCAAAAGAAGGGACAAGGAGCUCCAUCAAGAGAGCCUGUAGUUAAUGAAGAUCAACAAAAGGAAAUGAUGGCUUAUUAUUACAAGAAACAAGAGGAAAUGAAGAAAUUGGACAAGGAAGCUGAAGAUGCCUACCUAGAUUCAGACUGGGCAGAUACUCAGGCGUUGAAGAGAAAUUUCCAUGGCCUUAAAGACAUUAAAUGGGGUCCACGGUGACAAGUGUAACAUCUGUGAUUCAUGGACUGUAAAAUAUUUCCACCAACCAUUGUUGUGAUAUUCAUUGUAAUUUAUUUCAUUGACUCAGUUAUGAAGUAUUGUUUUGUCUAAAAGACAUGUUUAACACACAGGUAUGACAUCACAAUAUUUAACAUACUGUAUGAGCUAUAUAAGGUAUUUAACUUACAGACUGAGUUUUUGUUAUACAGUAUGAGGUAUUUUUGAGAAAAUAAAGACCUAUUAUUAUAUACAUGAACUAUAAAUAGUGUAAUAGUGUGUUCAAUAUACAUAAUAGAUUUGUUGUAUAUGAGUUUUAACAUGUUUAAAUGGAACACAUAAAAUGUUCAAGUAUUACCUACAUGUCAUUACGCAUAUUUUGAGGAAAAAAAGCUGUUAAAUAUUAAAAUUUUAUGUACAUCAAUGUGGCAAAAACAUAAAGGUAUGACUAGAAUUUGAGUUUUAUUAAUCAAAGUAUACUAUAUUUUUUAAUCAAACUCAUUAGAAGAUUGAAAAUGAACGUGCAAACUGGUGCAGUGAUAGAUUCACGAAGGUUCUCAAAUUUAAAAUGGUGUUUAAUAGAGGAAUGUCAAUAAAGGGUAGUUUAUUAAUUAAUUUACCACCUUGUAAUUUGUAUAUGUAUUUGUUGCAAUUCUUUAUAUCAUCUUAACUGAAUGUUUGACAUGCAUGUAUAGGAAUCCUAUCUGUGUAUAUAUACAUUAAGAUUCAUUAAAGAUCUGAAGUUAAAA
This is a messenger RNA of Ruditapes philippinarum (Manila clam), 1784 nucleotides long. RefSeq names its product cilia- and flagella-associated protein 298-like. The record is from RefSeq and is a predicted model, not a curated record. The transcript is spliced from 8 exons. Lineage: Eukaryota; Metazoa; Mollusca; Bivalvia; Venerida; Veneridae. The coding region runs from base 166 to 1038 and encodes 290 amino acids. Gene Ontology annotation, biological process: regulation of cilium movement.